Molecule: messenger RNA, 2746 nt
Organism: Chlamydomonas reinhardtii
Lineage: Eukaryota; Viridiplantae; Chlorophyta; Chlorophyceae; Chlamydomonadales; Chlamydomonadaceae
Exons: 6
Coding region: 80-883 (267 amino acids)
Source: RefSeq, a predicted model, not a curated record
AUGCUCGCCCCGCCUUCCGCACUCCGCAGGGUGGCGCGCCUACCAGGAGGACAACAGCCAGCGGCCCUCGGUGCAGGUCAUGACUGACUGGCACACCGCAAACGCCAAGAUUGCGUGGGGCUCUGCGGACGUGCCGCCGCUAACGGACAUGCUGAACACGGCCAAGGGCCUGCGGCCGCUGCCACGCGUCCGGGAGUAUUUCCGCGGCUACCGCCGGAAGAAGCUGGAGGCCAAGGUGGUAGGCGAGCCGCCGCUUCGCCGUGUGUCCGCUGGCCCCGUGAGCAAGCCGAGCUGCGCCGCCAAGCCCCGCGGCGGCCGCAUCGGCUCAAGCAGCAGUGAGGACGAGGGCUCUGGCUACGGCGCCGAGUCCGACACGACGGACAUAGAGGACGCGGUGCUUGCGGACCUGGUCGAAGACGUGGAGGAGGCCACGGGCGGUCAGCAGCAGCCCCAGCAGCCCGGCUUCCCGUCGCACCUGGCUGGCACCAGCGGCGGCGCACAGGAGUCGGAUCAGGAGGCGCUGUGCUACACGCCGCAGCCGGACGUGGAGGACUUCGGUGCGAGCCUGGCUCAUCAGGGCUCGUGGCUGCAGAGUGUACAGGAGGCCGCAUCCACCACGGCGCUGGACCCCGCCGGCUUGGGCUUCACACAGCCGCCGGCCGCGCACACAGGCGGCAGCCAUGCGCCCAGCCCGGCGGGCGCCGCCACCUCGCCGCCCAUGCCCUCCGCACCGACGUCCAUUGGGGCGGUGUGGCAGGCAGCUGCCUCCCGCUACUGGCAAUAUGUUCGCAAAACGUGGACGCACCACCUGUGCCUCGCCGCGGUUGCGGGCCGCCACGCACGGCACCCGGUGAAAGCAGCGACGGGGGCUGCGCCUCGCUAGCUAGCCUCGCUAGCUCUACCUUGUGUACAAUGGCUUCCUGUACCCAAUGGCUUGAAUAAUGGCUGCGCGCAGUCGGCGGGGGCCGGGAACGUGUGUUAACCAACUUGGCAAGACCCCCCCUGUUCUGAAACCUCCCCGCUCCGCAGCGCGAUGGCUCGCCCUUUGUGCAGAUUUUCCGCUUGAGGGGAAGUGCGCAGGCGAGGCUUCAGCGCUAGGGGCGUCGGUGUAGCCGAGGCUGGCUGUGAGCGCAAGGUGUUGGAUAGCGAUCACUGGAUUGACAGACGUGCACCAGAGCAUUCAAGCGGGGAAAGUUACAGCGUGCUGAGCUGGUAGGCGUGACGAGGCAGGAGACAGCACAAGUGUGCGCAGCGCGCGCAGGGGGGGGGGGCGGAAAUCCAAGUUAGUGCGUGUGUUUUGGGUGGGUGCAAACCUGGAUGCUGACACGCCCUGGCGCUGGUGCUGCGCUUCCUGCUGUUGCCUGUGCGUGCACUGCACUUGCUGUGCGACGUCAGCUAUGGACACACGCAGCAAGCAUCACCCCGCGCGCGCCACUGUUCCGCUGGAUUGCAUUUCUAUCUCUGGUAGUGCAUGUGGACAAUGCGCGCUCGCCCAUCUCGCUGACUCUGGGCGAAGCAAGCAGAUGUCGCGCACCCCGAGAGGCGUUUCAGGCGUCAGAUGGUGGACAUCAGCCACACUUUAAGCAGAAGCGAUGAUUACAGCCCCGCUUGGGGCGUGCAAGCGCGAAGUGUUGCAAAUGGGGACAGGGUCUGACGUCUCGCUGAGGGGCCUUGUGCGACGUGAGCUAACAGGCAGCUAAAGUUAGGCAAGCAAUAGAACAGGCCGUUUGCAAGAGAACUUUGCGCGCGCUCGUCCCGAAUGGCAGUCGUACUCAAUGGGGACCGGGGCCUUGAGACUGUGAGCGGGCUUGCCAAUCGAGGUUUAGGUGGAUACGACAUGCGGCGGCGGAGCUGACUUUGAAGGUAGACUGUUUGCACAUCAGCCAUGGUCGUGGUUGCCGCGCGAAUCAAGACGAGUGCCAUGCGGGCAGGUAUGCGAAGGCCAGGCCCCCAGACAACGCGACCUCUUGGCGACCAUGGAAGUCGAGGCUCACAGUUACUGAAUGGACGCCGGUGGGGCGACGAGCCUUGGCUGCCGGUGCACCCUCGGCAUCGUCCUCAGCUUUCCGCUUUGGCAUUCUCCGACAGGUGCUCGAGGCCGGCUACGGGAGAAUGGCAAAGAGGAAAGCGGAGCACGAUGCCGAGGGUGCACCGGCAGCCAAGGCUCGUCGCCCCAAUGGCUACUGGCUUCCGUUCAACACCUGUAAACCUUGGAGCCUUAUUAACUGUAAGGCUUACAGGUGUUGAAUGGACGCCAGUAGCCAUUCGGGCGACGAGCCUUGGCUGCCGGUGCACCCUCGGCAUCGUGCUCAGCUUUCCUCUUUGCCAUUCUCCCGUAGCCGGGCUCGAGCACCUGGACAUGCCAUGAAUACGCUUAGCUUUGUCCAAAGUGGUGUCACAGCAACGAAACCAGGGCCAGCAGGCACGGUCUUCGCGAGUCAGGGCUCGCUCGUCGCGGACAGGCGACGACCCUAAUAUCCUUGGCUCGCUCUUUCCACUCGAUAUCAAAUACUGCAGUGCAGCCAGCUUGUCGGACUCGGACUUAGCCUGUGCGUUUGCCUGUAGCUGCAAUUUCGGGACGGUGUGGGACUGUUCUGUCUCCGCAGCCUCGUUUGGUUCUACAGGUAUUCCUAUUCUUACAGUAUAUGCUGAAGGUCUGAUGCUGUGUGCUCACUGCGUCAAAUAGGCCUUCUGAAGAAUUGUAGUUGUGUGCACUCACUGAGUCGCGAUGUUGAGGAGUAGCUCC